Molecule: messenger RNA, 1822 nt
Organism: Olea europaea var. sylvestris
Lineage: Eukaryota; Viridiplantae; Streptophyta; Magnoliopsida; Lamiales; Oleaceae
Product: pentatricopeptide repeat-containing protein At3g26630, chloroplastic
Exons: 1
Coding region: 107-1339 (410 amino acids)
Biological process (GO): RNA modification
Molecular function (GO): RNA binding; protein binding
Source: RefSeq, a predicted model, not a curated record
CGCCUCGGCAUUGGACGGGCCGUACCAAAGUAUUUCUCCGGUGUCACCAGGGCCGAGCUUUCUCAUAAAUAUAAUAACACAAAAUAUAUAUACACACAUAUAGACAAUGGUUGCUUGCCUUCUAUGCAGUGCCCCUGAUGUUUUAUCAAGAAGAAAAUUUUCAUCGGGUUUUAGAGCUCAGGAUGCCGUCGUGUUACUCCAAAAUUGCUCUAAUUUUAAGCAAAUGAAGCAAAUCCAUGCGAAAAUCAUUCGAAAUGGUCUCGAUAACGACCAGGUAAUCGUCACAAAGCUGCUUCGUCUUUGCUCCGAAUACAGGAAAAUCGAUUAUGCAGCGUUAUUGCUCCAUCAAACCCAAAAUCCAGAGACUUUCACCUGGAAUUUACUCAUUAGAGCAUACACUUCGAAUGGCUGUUCGUACAGGGCUAUUCAUCUCUACAAUCUCAUGAUAUGCCGUGGCGUGGCCCCCGAUAAGUUUACUUUCCCUUUUGUAACUAAGGCGUGUUUAGCUUGUUCUUUCGUUGGUAAAGCGAAAGAGGUGCAGGGAUUUGCUAUAAAAUCUGGGUUUUUUGGAGAUGUGUAUUUGGAGAACGUGUUGAUGGAUUUGUAUUUCAAGAACCAGUUUCCAGAUGAUGGCCUUAAGGUGUUUGAUAAAAUGCGAGGGAGGAAUGUCGUCUCGUGGACUACUGUAAUUGCUGGGCUUAUAUCUUGCGGGAGAAUGGAUGUUGCACAGAAGCUGUUCGAUAAAAUGCCCGUGAGAAACGUCGUUUCAUGGACAGCAAUGAUCAAUGGCUAUGCUAGAAGCGAAAAACCGGAGAAGGCUUUUGAAUUGUUUGCCAAGAUGCAGCUUGAGAAUGUACGGCCGAAUGAAUAUACGCUGGUUAGUCUAUUGAUUGCUUGCGCCGAACUGGGAAGCCUCAAAUUGGGGCAAUGGAUACACGACUUUGCAAUUAAGAACGGGUUUGAAAUUGGUGUUUUCCUCGGGACCGCUCUCAUUGACAUGUAUAGCAAAUGUGGUAGCCUGGACAAUGCAAAACGAGUGUUUGAUGAAAUGGAAACUAAGAGUUUAGCAACUUGGAACUCCAUGAUCACUAGUCUUGGAGUUCACGGGUGUGGUGAAGAAGCACUAGCUCUAUUCGCGAAGAUGCAGAUGGAUAACAUUCAGCCGGAUGCAAUCACGUUGGUAGGUGUUUUAUGUGCUUGCCUACAAACAACUAACCCCGAAUCAGCCCUUGCGUACUUCAAUUACAUGACUGAACUUUACAGCAUCAUGCCGAGCUCGGAUCAGUAUACUUCAAUAGUUGAAAUAUAUUGCCGCUCAAACAAGGUUGUGGGUUCCUAGUCAAUUUGGUGUUUUCUAUACGAUACUGAGUACAAAAUUCUUGGCCAUAAUGCGAGCGUCCUGUGCAUUUAAAAUGAGUAUACAUGGAUAUGAUCGAAUAUGAUGCAUUUGGAUUAUGGAAGAUGUAGGGCAUGUUCUAUGAAAUUGUGUUCAAUGCAAGGGCUAGCAUUCAUGAUGACAGCAGCAUUGACUGGAAAAAUAGAGCCUUGAUGGAAUGCAUGGAUUUUUCUUCUGUUGUUCUUGAAAAAUUAUAAUAGAGGGGUAAGGUCGACUCAUAUCGAAGGCAACGAAGUCAAAAUCUUGUAUAUCAUCUAGUUCAUUACUAUGUAUCAAAUAUGUCCUUGUAGAUCGUUCAAAUACUUUAUGGGAAAUAGUCUGUCUUGUGUAUAUAACAGAUGCACAGUUCAUUUUCAUAGAUUUCGAGUUCCUCAAUAAAAUGUUAGUUUUCGACAAGGAAAUCCAUCUUGUUUUGACGUAUUAUAG